GCUGUGAGCCUGAGAUGGGCUGUGACUCCAGAGGGGACCGGGUUUUUGUUUAGUUCCAGUGUGUGAGGUGCGCAGGGGCCCCUGAAGAGCCCAGAGAAGAACCCGGUCCCGGAUCCUGCAGAUCGGUGGUAAUGUUAGCGGUGGGUCAGAUGGACGGGUCCCGACAGAGCGCCUUCCUCCUCAGCACCCCCCCUUUGGCAGCUCUGCACAGCAUGACCGAGAUGAAGACCCCGCUGUACCCGGCCUACCCGCUCUCCUCCACCGGCCCCAACUCCUCUACCUCACCGGCCACCACGUCCCCCAACCCGGGCGGCAUGGCGGUGUCCUCCCCCGGGAUCAAGAGCUCCUCCACGGGGCUGUCCUCGGGGCUCGGUUCCCCGCAGCAGUGCUCCUCCGCCACCCCCCACGGAAUAAACGACAUCCUCAGCCGGCCCAGUGCGACCAUCGCCGGGGCCACGGUGGCCGCCGCCUCCGCCUCCUCCGCGGCGGGCAUCCUGUCGGGGCUGCCCCGCUUCAGCAGCCUCAGCCCGCCGCCGCCUCCCGGACUUUACUUCAGCCCCAGCGCCGCGGCGGUGGCCGUGGCCCGGUACCCGAAGCCCCUGGCGGAUCUCCCGGGCCGGACGCCGAUCUUCUGGCCGGGAGUCAUGCAGAGUCCCCACUGGAGGGACGCGAGGUUCGCGUGUUCGCCCCACCAGAACUCGGUGCUCCUGGACAAGGACGGGAAGAGGAAACACACCCGACCCACGUUUUCUGGGCAGCAGAUCUUCGCGCUGGAAAAGACUUUUGAACAAACUAAAUACCUGGCGGGGCCCGAGAGAGCGCGGCUGGCCUACUCUCUGGGGAUGACCGAGAGCCAAGUCAAGGUCUGGUUCCAGAACCGGAGGACUAAGUGGAGGAAAAAGCACGCGGCGGAGAUGGCGACGGCCAAGAAGAAGCAGGACUCAGAGACCGAGAGACUGAAGGGGACCUCGGACAACGAGGACGAGGACGACGACUACAACAAACCGCUGGACCCGAACUCGGACGACGAGAAGAUCACACAGCUGCUGAACAAACACAAACCGGGAUCGGGUCUGCUGCUGCACACGUCGGAGAACGACAGCUCCUAAUACCCGACCCGGACCCCGGACCCCGGACCCGCUCCUGGUACCCGCUCCUGGACCAGAACUCUCCCGGGCACAGGCGGCCUUUUUCCCGCCACUCCGAUUGUAAAUAAGCCGUGAGUCGUUAAAGGUCCGCUGUGAAUAAUGGAUGUGCUCUUUGUACAGAUGAGCUGAGAACACUCUUUAUUUCCCUUUUCUAUCUCACUGUCACACACAGCAGGAGGACCCUGAACGCACCACACGCACCUGUACAGACACACAGA
Molecule: messenger RNA, 1366 nt
Organism: Morone saxatilis (striped sea-bass)
Lineage: Eukaryota; Metazoa; Chordata; Actinopteri; Moronidae
Gene: nkx6-1
Product: NK6 homeobox 1
Exons: 3
Coding region: 132-1109 (325 amino acids)
Biological process (GO): cell differentiation; regulation of transcription by RNA polymerase II
Cellular component (GO): nucleus
Molecular function (GO): RNA polymerase II cis-regulatory region sequence-specific DNA binding; DNA-binding transcription factor activity, RNA polymerase II-specific
Source: RefSeq, a predicted model, not a curated record